AGGCCGUUGGUUUGGAGUUUGGACACACUUGACUUGACACUACUACUACUAUCCUCCUCCCUACCUUGGCAUUCUCCGCAUCUCUUGGCCUCAUAAGAACUAGGGUUUCUGUUUUUUUCUUGAAUUUUAUACGAUUAUUUCAAUGCGAAUGUAACUCCAAUAACCAGAUUCCAUUCGAUAUUCUUAUUCCUUACUACCAAGCUGUUUUUAAUUUGUAACGAAACUUGAUUAGUUGCUGAGAAUUGGGAUCUCUGGUAAUUUGUUUGAUCCACAAUCAUCGAUCAACUCUGUGAUUUAUGGCUUUAGUUCAGUCCUCUGCUCUCUGCUUUAGUGCUAUUCCUUCAAAUUUUCGACCGUCUUCUUGGUCGAAUCGGUUGUCGAGUUCAUUAGAUUCGAGAUCGUGUAGUACUGUGAAAGCCUCCGGCUUAACUUCAACGCCAUCGACUCCUCCAUCCUUCCGGUUUUCUUCUUCAUCUUGCUCACAACCAGGAAAAGUGUCUGCAAGUGCUCAGGGAUCACCUGAAACCGAUGAAUCCUCACUUGUGGUCUGCUUUGGGGAAAUGCUGAUAGAUUUCGUCCCUACAAUAAAUGGGCUGGCAUUGGCUGAAGCCCCUGCCUUUAAAAAAGCACCUGGUGGUGCACCUGCAAAUGUUGCUGUAGGUAUUGCUCGCCUUGGUGGUUCAUCUGCUUUCAUUGGAAAGGUUGGAGAAGAUGAGUUUGGUUACAUGCUUGCUGAUAUUCUAAAAGAAACAAUGUAA
Lactuca virosa is the source of this 758-nucleotide messenger RNA. The record is from the annotation of a GenBank genome assembly. Lineage: Eukaryota; Viridiplantae; Streptophyta; Magnoliopsida; Asterales; Asteraceae.